UUAUAUAACUUUAGUUUCCUUGAUGAUGCUGAUCGUAAGUGUGGAGCCUCACUGAUUGUCUGUCAUGGUAUGUGAACCCGGUAGUGAUGGAGAAAACAGAUACUGCUAAAAAACUAUACACAUGGAUGCGACUUUGGGAUUUCCCAGACCAAUAUAUUGUUGAGCCUACUGAUGGUUCUGGUGGUUCCAUUUUGCAAGUUAGUAGGGUGGAUGGGUCUAUGAAACUCAUUGAUGAUGUUCCGCAAUGCACUUCUGUUCGAGGGCCAGAUAUUCAGACAAUAUAUGGUGUGUCUGGGAUGAUAAAGUUGUUAGCAGGCAAGUUUCUACCAAACUGAUGUAAUAACAUGUAAAACAUAUUCAUGAGUUAAGAUCUGGUAUGAAUGUCUCUAUCUAGUGUUAGCUUCAUCCCUCUACAGAUUUGAAUCAGCCUAACUUUUUGAACUUGAUUGGUGACCUUGUUUAGACGUCUUUA
This is a messenger RNA of Impatiens glandulifera, 472 nucleotides long. Its product is annotated as phosphoinositide phosphatase SAC7-like. NCBI's taxonomy places the organism in Eukaryota, Viridiplantae, Streptophyta, Magnoliopsida, Ericales, Balsaminaceae. The transcript is spliced from 3 exons. The record is from RefSeq and is a predicted model, not a curated record. Bases 87 to 335 code for a protein of 82 amino acids.